CGAUGCAGUCCCGACCCCCGCGCGCCCGUCCCGUCCCCUGGGUGCCGAGCUGUGGCGUCCCCGCGCGCGAGGAAGAGGUCCAAGGGGCGGCGGGGCAAUCAGGAUGGCGGGGGCGGUGCUGCGCCUGAUGCUGUUGAUGCUGGCCGGGGAUUUGCUUUUAUGCAGCCCGUAUAUCCUUCUCAACCUUCUCCAGUAUAUAGAACGCCAAAUUGUGCUCAGUAUAGGCUGCCAGGAUGCCCCAGGGACCUUAACCCAGUCUGUGGAAGUGACAUGGCCACUUAUGCCAAUGAAUGUACUCUGUGCUUGAAAAUCUGGGAGGAUGGUCAUGAUAUUAAAAUCAUCCGCAAUGAACCGUGCUGACUGAGGCAGUUUCAGAAGACAGGGUGGAGAGACCAUCUUUUCCCAUACCCCACAAAUCUAUUCCCUGCAUUAACUCUUUUUUUUUUCUAUAUUUCUUUGUAUAAGAUUGUUAACCCACCUUUUCUGGGAGGAGGUAUGAAAGACAGACAGGUGUAGUGAUGGAUAAUUAAAACCAAUCCUGCUUUUUGGCUUCUGCCCUUUAGCUCAUUGCUUUAUUUACUUAGAAUAAAA
Molecule: messenger RNA, 591 nt
Organism: Dipodomys spectabilis (banner-tailed kangaroo rat)
Lineage: Eukaryota; Metazoa; Chordata; Mammalia; Rodentia; Heteromyidae
Gene: Spink2
Product: serine peptidase inhibitor Kazal type 2
Exons: 4
Coding region: 104-307 (67 amino acids)
Source: RefSeq, a predicted model, not a curated record